AUGGCAUCUGCCACGCCUCCUAUUCUGAUGGACAGGGUUGAGAUUCAACCGAGUCGUUGGCUGAAUUGGUGCGGCCUCAAUUUCUGUCGUCCGUCAGAGGAACUGACAGUGCCCGAUUUGAAGGGAUGUCUCAGGGUCAUGAUUCUCCUGCCGCACGAAAACCUCUUCGCUUGCUUCGAGGCGAGAUCACAUACGAAGCUGCAAAGGAAGAAGAUGCCCAUAUCCUCCACCGGCUGGGCUAUUGGGAUUAAGGGACUCAAUUUUUGCCCACUUGUACUGGAGUCGCGGACUGAUCGGACAAUUGCGGCCCACCAUCUCGGUCUCGCUUCUGCAGACAUCUACCAUGUUGAUGAUGUGGAGGACUGGACACAUGCGGAGGCUUCACUGUUUGUAUUCGAAUUGAUGUUGGUGACCAAGGACAAGAUGCUUGGAGACAGUUGA
Aspergillus udagawae is the source of this 441-nucleotide messenger RNA. RefSeq lists its product as uncharacterized. The transcript has a single exon. The coding region runs from base 1 to 441 and encodes 146 amino acids. NCBI's taxonomy places the organism in Eukaryota, Fungi, Ascomycota, Eurotiomycetes, Eurotiales, Aspergillaceae. The record is from RefSeq and is a predicted model, not a curated record.